Messenger RNA from Anolis carolinensis (green anole), 6103 nucleotides. RefSeq names its product URB2 ribosome biogenesis homolog (gene urb2). Gene Ontology annotation, biological process: ribosome biogenesis. NCBI's taxonomy places the organism in Eukaryota, Metazoa, Chordata, Lepidosauria, Squamata, Anolidae. The record is from RefSeq and is a predicted model, not a curated record. Gene Ontology annotation, cellular component: nucleolus.
UCCCGCCUGUUGCCUUUGUAAGAUUUUGGACGAAAACUUCCAGGAUGUCUUGUCGAAGGCCGGACUCACUGGGUUGCUGUGAUUUUUCCGGGCUGUAUGGCCAUGUUCCAGAAGCAUUCUCUCCUGAAGUUUCGCCUGCAUCUAUGUGUUGUGUUGCGAACUAAGCAAGUGAGGUUUAUAUAUCUCUGGAAUGUUCGGAGUGGGAGAAAGAACUCUUGACUGUUGGAGGCAAGUGUAGAUGUUGCAACUAAUCACCUUGAUUAGCAUUUAAAGGCCUUUCAGCUUCAAGGCCUGGCUGCUUCCUGCCUGGGGGAAUCCUUUGUUGGGAGGUGAUUAGCUGGCACUGAUUGAUUCAUGUCUGGAAUUCCCCUGUCUGCAGAAUGUUGCUCUUCAUUUACUGUCUGGAUUUUAGAGUUUUUUAAAUACUGGUAGCCAGAUUUUGUUCAUUUUCAUGGUUUCCUCCUUUCUGUUGAAAUUGUCCACAUGCUUGUGGAUUUCAAUGUAGUCUGACAUGGGAGUUGUUAGAGUGGUCCAGCAUUUCUCUAUUCUCAAAUAAUAUGGUGUGUCCAAGUUGGUUCAUCAAGUGCUCUGCUAUGGCUGACUUUUCUGGUUGAUAUAGUCUGUAGUGCCUUUCAUGUUCCUUGAUUUGUGUUUGGGCAAUGCUGCAUUUGGUGGUUCCAUGCCUGCAUGGUGUACGGUAGACUCCUGUGGAUGUGAGGGGAUUCCUCAUGUCCUUCACUGAACAUGGCAUUUGUUGGAUUUUCUUUGGUGGAUCUGUAAAUAGUUGGUAGGUUGCGUUUCUUCAUCAGCUUGCCUAUGCGGUAAGUGGUUCCCUUGAUGUAUGGUAAGAACACCUUUCCUCUGGGUGGAUCUUUGUCUUUACUCUCAUGGCUUGUUCUUGGCCUUCCAGCUCUUCUUAUGUCUGUGUUGGAGUAUCCUUUGGCCUGUAGAGCUCAGUUUAGGUGGUUCAGUUCCCCUUGAAGGAGGUGGGGUUCACAGAUUCUUUUUGCACAGUGUGUCAGGGCUUUAAUUGUUUCUUUUUUGUCUUGAGUGAUGGUUGGAGUUUUUAUGUAGGUAUUUAUCGGUGUGUGUAGGUUUUCUGUAGACUGUGUGGCCCAAUUGUUGAUUUGAUUUAUGGAUGACUAGGACAUCUAGAAAUGGCAGUUUUCCUUCAUUUUCUUUUUUCAUGGUGAAUUGGAUGUUUGGGUGGAUGCUGCUGAGGUGGUCCAGGAACUUUUUUAGUUCUUCUUUUCCAUGGCUCCAAAUGGUGAAGGUGUCAUCCACAAAUCCAAAACAUCUGGAGGGCUGAAGUUUGCCCAUGCCUGGAUGAUAAUGAACUUCUGUGGCUUUCUGCCCACUCCUUCAGAUUCCUUUAUGGAAUAGUUUACUGGCUAGUCCAGGAAGCAUGUCCUUCAAUCUUUCCACAUCGGUUAGAUUAGGAAGGAUGCAUCCACACUGCAGAAUUAAUGCGGUUUGACACCACUUGAACUGCUAUGGAAUCCUGGGAGAUGUAGUUUUGCAACAUCUUAGGCCUUUUCUGCCAAGAAGUGUUGGUGCCUCACCAAGCUACAUAUUCCAGGAGUCCAUAGCAUUGAGCCACGGCAGUUAAACUGGUGUCAAACUGCAUUAAUUCUACAGCGUAGAUGUGCCCAUUCUGUUUCCAACCUAAGGAAAGCCUGUCGCUGAGUUUUCUUGGAAAGCUUUGUUCAGAGGCAGUUUGUGUUCAGGUCCAGCCUACUUGAGGAACUGCAUCUCGUCCUAUCAGCCCAUAUGAGCCCUCUCUCAGUCCCUUUACAAGUACAGUUGGAGGGAAUGAGAGAGAGGGCCCGCAGCUCUGGAAGUCCAUCCCCAAAGAAGGCUUGGUCCCCUCUUUAUUGGCCUUUCGCUCCCAGGUGAAAACCUUUUUAUGGACGCAGGUCUUCCCCGACAACAUACAGUAGUAGUUAUCUCUGCCAGACAAGGCUCAUAUGGCCAAAGAUUUGGAGCUCUGAGACGUUUAGUUUAAUGUUUUCACAUGUUAAGACAAUCCCAGUGGCCUGAGGUUCAGAGAUUUUAAUGCUAAUGAUAUAUGUAAUUAUUUUUAUGCUGAUUUAUAUUCAUGUAGGUAAAGGUUUUCCCCUGACGUUAAGUCCAGUCAUGUCAGACUCUGGGGGUUGGUGCUCAUCUCCAUUUCUAAGCCGAAGAGCCGGAGUUGUCCGUAGACACCUCCAAGGUCAUGUGGCCGGCAUGACUGCAUGAGGCGCCAUUAUAUUUAUAUACCUCCAUGGCAGCAAUUUACUCGGGUAUUCACCUGAAGCUGAAAAGUCCAAAGACAUCUUGGGAGGACAAGCUUAAGUUGGCUCAGUUUGCAUGGAUCUCUCAUCAGUGUUUUCUUCCUAACAAAGAACAAGUCUUACUAGAUUGGGUGAGUCACACCUUGGUUUCAUUUUACAACAAGAAACUUGAAUUGCCAGAUGAAAUUACUGAGAAGCUUUGGGUGUACUUGGACAGCAUUCUUCAUAGCAGAAAACUGCAGGGCCUUUUCAAGGAUGGAAAAGCCAUAACUCUCCGUUUCUCAAUUGCACAGGUUAUUAAUGAAAGGCUUUCUAUUUUUUACACUCAAAAAAAGUUGAAGAACCUUAGCACAUUGCUAAGUUGUUGUAGUGGCAUCCUUUCCUCAUCUCCUCUCUCAAUAGUUUAUACUACAAAAUUUGAGCUACUGGUGGAUCUUCUGAGUAAGUUGUCCAACAUAGCAUGUCAGCAGUUUUUAUCAGAAGACAUUGUGUCCUCCCAGCUGUUUGAAGUCCUUCUACUGACAUUUGGGCAAUAUCUUCUAGCCCAGAAGCAGCAGGCCAAUGCAAAUCGUGUAUUUGGACAAGUGACUAAGCGCCUGUUCCAACCAUGUUUGCUCCUGAGACAUUUGCUCACAACUGGGGUGCAGCCGCGGACAAAUGAUGAUGGUCAUACACAGCAACAUCUGGGUAGAGAGAUCCGGAACCAUGUAGAGGCCUUGUUGCGAGUUGCUGUUUUUCCACCAGAGCUCCUGCAGUCCUACACAGAAGAGUUGGUGCCAGAGAAGGACUCUCAUAACAUCAAAAAAGGGGGCUUGAAGCAUCUGCUGUUGCCAGUCAACACAAUCCAGUCUACAUUAGCGGAUCCUAAUAUUUGUCAACCCACAAUUCAUGGGAAAGUAGUUGCAAAUUCAGUGCCUUUGCUUUUUAAGCUCUUUUUAGAAUCUUAUAACAAAACUGAGAACCAUCUUCUUUGUUUUCAUUUGCUCACCAAACUUUUUCAGUGCCUUAAGAUUUCCCAUCUGCAGGGAGAUCAUUGGAACAAUGCACUUUCUUCAGCAGAAUGGAGUUCAGAUCUCCUUGCCAUGGAACAGCUUCUACAUUUGGUACUAAGUAGCAACAUCUAUAAUGUUGCCGCUGAUAGGAUUCGGCACAAGGAAGUCCAGUUCCAUUUUUACCAACAAUUGGCACAGUUACUGGUGAAUCAUCCACAUGCUGCCAUCCCUGCCUGGUUUAGGUGCCUCAAUGCUUUGAUCUCUUUAAAUCAUUUGAUUGUAGAACCCGAUUUGGAUGACUUACUGGCCUCGGCUUGGAUUGAUGCGGAGGUCUCUGAGCCACGUACAAAAAAGGCCCAGGAGUCUCUCGUUGGUGCUCUUUUCCACUCUUACACCAAGUUGCGGCAGUUCCAAAAACUUUUUGAAGAGGUCCUCGAUGUGGUGUGUCGUCCAGCUGCUGAAGAAUUAAGGCUCCCGAUUCUGCCUGCUGGCAUCAAGAACAAGUUGUGUGAGUGCUUGCAGGAUCUACCACCCAGUCAAAUACUGGAUGUCAUAUCUCUCAUAUUGGAGAAGUGUCGUACUGUCAUUAUUCCUGAUCUCAGAGGUGAUUCUGACAUGGCCUUGAAGCUUCAUUCUAUGAGCACACUUCUGCAUUCUGUUCUUUUCCAUAUGACGAGCUUGGAUGAUUCCACUCCAUUACCUAUUGUGCGUCGGACUCAGAGUUUGUUGGAGACAGUGCAGACGGAGGUCAUCCAGGUUUUGUUCAAUCUGCUCAAGAAUGUCCAUACAGAAAAAGCAAAACUGGAAGUUUGGGCAGAGAAAGUUGGUGACUCAUUGCUUCUCCUUGCUUGCACUUGGGUAGCAACUGAUACACUUUUUGAGUUGAAUUGCAGACAUUAUAUUUCUCCCCUUGCCAAAGCAAACUUUACCCUUGCUGAUUCCACUGUAGAUAUCUUGGAUUUUUCAACCAUUCUUCCUGGGCUGGAUGUAAAGUCUUGGAAGAAGAUUACCAAACUUCUAAGUUGUGUCUGCUCCACAAGUAGAUAUUGCACAGAAUGGCUGAUGCUCCAAAAAAUGAAGAACAUAUUGAUGCACACCGCCUAUAAUGCUGAGCCAUCACAUGAGAUUUUGCAGCAUGCUAGUGCUUUCAUCCUGGAGUCUGGACAGCCUUUCUUCAGUGGAGAGGAGGCUGAGCCUUGGGAUGGCAGCGCAGGCUCCAUAAAUUGUCUCUCUUAUCCUACUGCACAUUGGCAUCUUGUAGUUUCCAAUCUUCCAGUUUUGUUUCCUUACCUUUCUCUGAGCAACACACAGUAUGUUGCAGGUAUGCUUCUGAAGACCUUGUUAGUGAACAAAAUGCAGAUGUCAUCAGAUGACGAGAGUUCCUUCAUCACAAUUGAGAAGGUGUCCAAAGACUUGCUGUGCAGUUCUCUUCUUCCAGAAAUGUGUGUGCUGCACUCCUCUUUCUUCAGCCAUAUCAUUCAGCAUUCUGCUGGAGUGCUCUUGCCUGUAGGACAAAGUAUUGUCAACCAGCCUAUUCAACAGCUGUCUGCAGAAAAUAUCCCAUGGUGUGAUAGUCCCCCUUCCAGCCAGAUUGUUAGUACAGGGCCUAGUUAUGACCCUUCUGUGUGCUGGGCAGCAAUGGAGAAAGUUGCUCAGAAUAUACUAUCACUAGUGAAGAAGAGAUCUUUCAUUAAUUUGGAAGAAGACCACAUUGAAAGGCUUUUGGAUUUACUAGAGAUAAUUUCAGCAUUGCAUUUAGAUAGCCUUUUCCCUCUGGACCACACACGGUGCUUCCUUUUGCUGGUCUCCUUGGCUGUCAAUACCAGAGCAGCUUGCAGUGAAACUUUGUCUUUGAAGUUCUUGACAACCUGCUUUCAUCUCCUAGCACAGCUGCAGACCAGCAGAAAUGCAAACUCAUCCUUUAAGGUUUUCUAUGCUAGUGAUGUUCUUGAAGCUAUUCUGACCUCUAUGUUUGCAGCCUGUGAGACCUUUUCCAGCAUAUUUAAGACCAGUGAAUGGGAUGAAUUUCUUCACAGCAUCCAAACCUUUUUGGAAUACUAUCUUCAGCUCAUGUUUGAAAGAAGGCGAAGUGUGAAACUAAACCUGGAAAAGUUCAUGUCAUUCUUAGCAACUUGCCAGCCAUAUGCAACCAACAUCAAACACUCCAAAUGUUGGAGUCCUGCAGCUGACCAGCUUCUUCUAGUGGCCCUGACUGCUCAGUGUCAUACUCUAACUUUACACCUCCAGCAGCAGCAUGGGAAGCCCCAGGUAUUGGAAACACGACUCAAUUUGCUUGAACAAGCAAUACAGCAGACGAUGGCCACCAUUGUGCUCUGCCUUCAGAAUAACCCCAGAGGCCAACCUUUGCCUGUUACAUUCAUACCAUGCAUUACGACCCUCCUGAAAGCAGAUUCCUCCUAUGUGCAUUUGGUAAGCCUUGUGCCUGGGGAGAGUGAGUCGGAAAGUCCAGUGAAGCCAGACAAAGCCCAGAAGCUUUCUCACAGUGAACUGUACAAGCAGUUUUAUGUUCAAAUAUUAAAAGAACUUGAUUUGGCAAGUGGCAAUGUCCAGUUCCUUCACUCUUCACUUCAGUUCUUAACUGUUUUCUGCUCCAUGCCAGAGAUGUAUUCUGCACAAGUUACUCCUGUUGCUGUAUUUCACUCUAUCAGAAAAUUACUAUUGGGUCCUGGAAUCCAGUUUAUUCAAGAUCUAGAAGUCCAACUGACAGAACUGAUGACCCAGUUGAUGGAGAAGUGUACUACUGACAACUUUUGUACUAUUUUGAGGCUCUUGCUUGAAGAUCUAGACAUUAGCAACAUUUGGAAACAAAAUUCUAAA